AUGACGGAACCUGCAACGAAAGUUUCUGAUUUAACAAUACUGAAUAGAAAACGAGGAGCCAUCAAAGGCCAAAUUACUAGGAUUGAAAAUUGUGUCAAUGUUGAAACUCCGCCCGAUUCGAAAGUGUUAGAAUUGAAAUUGUCUUCAUUGAACAACUUGAAGGAAAAGAUAAAUUCCUUACGAAAUGAAAGUUUUUGUAGUCUUCCAAAUGACAAAGACGUGGAAGAUUUUGAAGGAACCUUAACAGAGGUCGAGGAUUAUCUAGAAGAAACUGAAGUAAGUAUCUUCAAUUUGUUAAAGAUUCAAAAUACUUCAAGUAGUAAGGCUGAAAAAGCUAAUAGCGAAUCAAUCGCGAAUGCUAAAAUCAAGCUACCAAGUAUUUCCUUACCGCAUUUUUCGGGGAAAUAUACCGAAUGGUUAACAUUUAAAUCGCAAUUUAUUACUUUAAUUGAUAGUAAUAAACAACUGUCGGAUUCCCAAAAACUGUUUUAUUUGCAGUCGGCGUUGACAGGAACGGCGAAACAACUGCAAAAUAUUGAUGAUUCAUAUUCUUCUCUGUUUGAAGCAUUAAAAAAUAGAUAUGAAAAUAAAAGAUUGAUUGUUCGAAGUCAUAUAUCUGAAAUAUUAAAUGCAAACAAAUUAAAGUGUGAAAAUCCUAAGGAUUUGCGUUAUUUAACGGAUAAUUUGCUUAAUAAUUUAAGAGGUUUAAAACAGUUAGAUUUGAAUAUGAAUGCUCUAUCAGAAGCAAUUUUAAUGAAUGUUAUGCUGCAACGGCUUGAUGAAGAAUCAAGAAAGCAUUUAAUGUAUGCUAAUCCUAACUUUUUCAAACCGCAGCGCGCUCAAAUUUUGUUGGGUGGCAAUGUAUUUUAUGAGUUAUUGCGAACGGGACAAAUUAAAGUGAAAGACAGUUCGGUAAUUUUGCAGAAUUCAGUAUUCGGCUGGAUUGCUACGGGAACACUUAACUAUAGGGAAAACAGAAAUUUUAAAUGUUACGUAGUAGAGGAUAAAACUGAAGCAGCUUUAAAGCAAUUUUGGACUCUUGAAUCUUUCGGCAUUAAAGACGAUUCAAAACGCUCAGAUGAAGACGCCGCUUUAGAAGUUUUUAAUAAAACGGUACGCUAUAACAACGAACGAUAUGAAGUUAGUUUUCCUUGGAAGAAAAAUUGGAAGGAAUUAAAUGACAAUUUUGAGGUAGCAGAAAGGCGGUUUCAAGGUUUAGUCAAGAAAAUGAAACGCGAUAAGACUUUGUAUAUUCAAUACAGUGAAAUUUUGAAAGAAUAUUUAGCGAACGGAAUAAUUGAAGAAGUCAAGGAACCUGAAAAACGCAUUGAUAGACCUGUUUUUUAUCUUCCUCACCAUGCAGUAUUCAAGCAACAAAGUGUUUAUACUAAAUGUAGGAUAGUUUUUGAUGCUAGUUCAAACGACGUUGGACAACUGUCACUAAAUGACUGUCUUUGGUCUGGUAUAAACUUGAACCCGCAUAUUUUUCCACUGUUGAUUUACUUUAGAAUCAACAAGAUUGCUAUGUUAUCUGAUAUAGAGCGUGCGUUUUUGCAAAUAUCUCUAAACGAGUUUGAUAGAGAUGUGGUUAGAUUCCUUUUUGUUAAACAUGAUCCUAACAAGAAUGACAAUGUAGAAGUAGUAGUUUAUCGUUUUUUACGUCUGACAUUCGGAAUAAAUGUGAGCCCUUUUUUGCUGUCUGCAACCAUUAAAGAACACAUCAAAAAGUACGAAGAAGCCUAUCCCGUUACUACUGAAGUACUCAAUACCUGUUUUUACGUUGAUGACCUUGUUACUGGUGCAGACAAUAUAAAGGAUGCUUUAAAAAUUUCUAUCGAAGCAAAUAACAUAAUGAAAAAAGCUAGUAUGAAUCUCCGCAAAUGGAUUUCGAAUGAUGAAGUGUUGAUGAAAAUGUGGGAAGAACGAGAAUUUAAUAUUUUACCGAGUAAUCUCUCAAAUAACUGUAACGAACCAAGUAAGGUUCUCGGACUGCCGUGGGACAUUAAGGAAGAUAUUUUCGCUAUAGAAGUAAAGGAUUUGCUUGAAUUUAUCAAGACCGGAAAGAAUACAAAACGAUUUGUGCUGCAAGUAGCAGGUAGAAUAUUCGAUCCUCUAGGAUUUGUGACACCAUACACCAUCAGAAUUAAGUGCCUGUUUCAAGAAUUAUGGAUUCGAAAAAUUUCCUGGGACGCUGAGCUGCCAGAUGACAUUUUAAAAAUCUGGAAUCGCUGGUGCUUUGAACUUCCUACAUUGUUAAAACUCCAAAUUCCCAGAAACGUCCUUGAUUGUGCAGAACUUUCAAGUUGUGACAUAGAAUUGCAUACCUUUUCGGACGCCAGUCCUAAAGCUUACGGUGCCGUCGUGUUUGUACUGAUAAGAUCUGAUGACAAAGUUAUUGUGAAAUUUCUUACAUCUAAAAGCCGUGUGGCUCCGUUAAAAAGGAUUACUCUUCCAAGAAUGGAGUUGCUAGGAGCUUUACUUGCUGCUAGAUUAGCAAAUGAAGUUGCAAAUGUGUUGAAGCGGAAAAUAUCCCCUCCUAUGUACUUUUGGACAGAUUCUCAAAUAGCACUAUACUGGAUUAGAGGUUCAGCUUUGAAGUGGAAAACCUUCGUCUGCAACCGUGUGAGGGAAAUUCAGGAACUUACAGACCCCGAUAAAUGGUUCUUUUGCGUAAGUCGCGACAACCCAUCUGAUGCUUUGACGAGAGGUAUCAGUAUCGAUCAGCUGUUAGAAAACACAGCUUGGUGGUAUGGCCCUACAUUUCUGAAAUCCGUGAACAUUUAUUCUACUGAUCAUCUUUCAGUGGUUCCCGAAGAGGGAGCAAUCGAUAAAGAACUAAAAUCGUACUUAAAAACUGAACCAAAUGAACAUUUAAUGAACUUGAUUGCGAGAAAUGAAAAUUCUGUUUUUGAUUGCAUAUUUAAUAAGUCAAAUAAUUAUAUGAAACUUAUUCGUAUUGUAAGUUUUCUUUAUAGGUUUAUUUAUAAUUGUAAAAAUCCAAAGUCCAAGAAAAUAGGUCCUUUGUCUAUUGAUGAAUCUGCUAAUGCAGAAAAUUGGUUAAUACGUUCUCUCCAGGAAGGUGAGUUUUCUGAUGAGUUUAAAAGGUUAACAAAUGGUAAACAAGUUCACAGCAGAAGUAAACUUUCCUCUUUAAAUGUGUUUUUGGAUAAAAAUAAAGUAAUGAGAGUAGGGGGGAGACUGUCCCACGCAGAUUUAUCUUAUACAACCAAACAUCCUAUGGUUUUACCUGCAAAACAUCCUUUAACAAGUAUAAUUUUAAGAAAUGUUCAUCUUAAAUAUCUUCACGUAGGUCCCCAAGCUCUUUUACAUCAAGUUAGACAAAAAUUUUGGCCGCUAAAUGGCAGGAAUAGCUGUAGGAAAAUUGUUCGUAACUGUGUGAUCUGUUUCAAAAACAGACCUGUUACUGUUAGUCAAAUCAUGGCUGAAUUGCCUAAAGACCGCGUAAAUCCUAGUUAUCCCUUUUUUGUCACUGGGAUAGAUUUUUGUGGUCCUUUCUUUAUCAAAUUUAAAAACCAAAGGAAGGGUGUAUUAAAUAAAGUGUAUGUUGUUGUUUAUGUUUGUCUAAGUACUAAAGCAAUACACCUGGACUUUGUAACUGAUAUGACUACACAGGCUUUUAUAGCAAGUUUGAAACGUUUUUUCGGCAGGCGAGGAAAAUGUUCAAAAAUCAUUACUGAUAAUGCUAAAACGUUCGUUGGUGCCAAUGUCGAAAUCAAGCGAUUGCAGAAAAUGGUUAGAAUUCCCGAUGAAAUUUUGUCAAAUUAUUUUCUAACAGAAGGUAUUCAGUGGAAUUUCAUUCCUCCUAGAUCGCCCAAUUUUGGUGGCAUAUGGGAGGCCGGGGUGAAAUCGUUCAAAUUCCAUUUAAAAAGAGUGAUUGGCAGUCAAAAUUUAACUUUAGAAGAAUUUAUUACAAUUUUGUCAGAAAUCGAAGGUGUUUUAAAUUCCCGGCCUCUCAUACCAAUGUCAUCAGAAAUGGACAAUUUUGAAAUAUUAACACCAGGUCACUUUAUUAUUGGCAGACCUAUCACUACCCUUAGUGAACCACAAUUGAUUGAUGUUAAGGAAAACACCCUUUCUAAGUGGCAAAGGAUUACCAAAUUUAGUCAACAAAUUUGGAAGUUAUGGAAAAGGGAAUACUUAACCCAUUUACAACAGAGAAAUAAAUAG
Uloborus diversus is the source of this 4188-nucleotide messenger RNA. RefSeq lists its product as uncharacterized. Bases 1 to 4188 code for a protein of 1395 amino acids. Gene Ontology annotation, biological process: DNA integration. The transcript is spliced from 2 exons. The record is from RefSeq and is a predicted model, not a curated record. Gene Ontology annotation, molecular function: nucleic acid binding. NCBI's taxonomy places the organism in Eukaryota, Metazoa, Arthropoda, Arachnida, Araneae, Uloboridae.